Molecule: messenger RNA, 1540 nt
Organism: Camponotus floridanus (Florida carpenter ant)
Lineage: Eukaryota; Metazoa; Arthropoda; Insecta; Hymenoptera; Formicidae
Product: adenylate kinase 8
Exons: 10
Coding region: 1-1386 (461 amino acids)
Biological process (GO): nucleoside triphosphate biosynthetic process
Cellular component (GO): cytoplasm
Molecular function (GO): ATP binding; nucleoside diphosphate kinase activity; AMP kinase activity
Source: RefSeq, a predicted model, not a curated record
AUGUGCGAUUUUAAAGAAACGACGAGAGGAUUGUUGACUAUUCCGCCAGAUUUCGUGCCUUAUAUGGAGAAGCACAAAUUAUACGAAUUCUUUUAUGAAUUAGUGACGCAAUUAUUGAUCCAACAACCCGAGGAUCCAAUAGUGUUUAUGAAACAAUGUAUUCAACAUGCCAUACGAAAACGAGAUAUUGCCAGAAUUAUUCUUAUAACUCCUCCGAGUUUCGACAAAUUGACUUUCGCGAAAAUUCUUCAAGAGGAAAUUGGUAAUCGCCCCGUAACUCUAAAUGAUCUUCGUGCUUUAUCCUCUAUUGAAAAUAUGUGCUGUUGCUAUAAUGCUAAUGAGAUUGCGAUGAAAAUGAAAGAAAUGUUAAUGUCGGGAAUACUUCAUGAAUCUGGAUGGACAUUAGUUGAUAUACCAAAAAACAAAGAGGAAGCACGUGCGAUGCAGCGUGUUGGUAUAAUACCAACACACGUAAUACAAGUCAUAUCGUCAAGUGAAAACGAAACUCAAAGUAUACUUACUGAAGUCGAAGCUGAUGGUAAGACAAUUCGUGAGCUGGGUAAAGAUUGUGCAAAAUUAACGAAGAUCGGAAAACAUUAUGGGGCACCGUCGCUUUUUCGCAUAGCUCUUAUAGGUCCUCGAGGAUCAGGUCGUCACUCUUUAGCAAAGCAUAUAUCUGAGAGAUUUAAUCUCGUUCAUGUUGACUUUAAUCAUAUUCUGGAGCAAGCAUGUUCGCAAGAAAUGGCUUUAGGUGAAAUGUUGCGAUUGUGCGAGCACAGAUGUGGACACAAAUUAAAAUCAGAAGCGAGAAUACAAAUCGUCGAGCAAUAUGUACUCGGAUCCGAAUGUCUUAAGAAAGGAUGGAUUUUAACCGAUUAUCCUAAAACUAUGGAGGAGUUCAAGCUUCUGGAUAUGAUACCUACUCCACCUAAUAGAGUAAUAAUCCUUAAAGUGGACGUGCAAAUAUGCAGAGAAAGACUCUUAAAUUGUCGACAUAACAUCGUCACUGAAAAUGAACAUAAUUGUCAUUAUCUUGCAUCGUGUGAGUCUUUAGGAAUAGAUCCAGACUGUAAAUUAGAUGUUUGCUCCAAAGAUUACAAGGAUAUCGUUGAGCAAGAUCUUUGGCAGUACCAAAAGAAUAUAGAAGAUAUAAUGCGAUAUGCGGGGGAAACUGCAACCAUAAUAGAUGCAACGGAUGAGAGAAAAUUCGUGAGGGAAAAUCUGGAAGCUUAUCUGAUGCGACCAACACCGUCCGCGAAACCUAGAAUCCCACAAUUACCACCUACAAUCGAUCCACUGGACGUGGAAUUCGAUCCCGAUGACGAACCCGAUCCGAAAAUCUUCGAUGACAUACGCGCACCAGAGCCUGAAUAUUCUUUUAUCUAACAAUUCUAUAUAUUUAAAACAUCUCUAUAGAAAAGAGGCAAAUAUACAAAAUAAAUAGCAUUUUUCACAACCUUCUUUUAUAAAUUUCUUGUAUAUAUUUCUAAUUACUUCAUUAUCUUUUUCUUUUCUUCUCUCUCAUGAGAAAUCCCUUCAU